Magnolia sinica is the source of this 605-nucleotide messenger RNA. RefSeq lists its product as uncharacterized. The coding region runs from base 201 to 605 and encodes 134 amino acids. NCBI's taxonomy places the organism in Eukaryota, Viridiplantae, Streptophyta, Magnoliopsida, Magnoliales, Magnoliaceae. The transcript has 2 exons. The record is from RefSeq and is a predicted model, not a curated record.
AAGAAAAGAAAGCGACCAAGGAGAAUCUCUUGAAUUGUUUAUAUUUACUAAGCAUGUAACAAUAUGAUAUUUAUUGGAGGAAAUCCAAUCAAGGUAUGGAUAAUGUAGUGAAUUGUUUGUACUUUAUCUGUUAUCCAAAUUAUUGUAUUAAUCAUUAGUGUUUUUAUUUUAUUUUAUUUUAUUUUAUUUUAAACAGGCACAUGGAUUCACAACCAGAGGCAUUGGGUGGGCACUUGACCGAGACUACAGAUGCAAGCAAGACCAAAGCUUCUUCUUCUUCGUUUAGAAAGAGAGGUCCUACUAGGGGUGCUUUUUUACAUGAGCAACCUGAUAGGAAAAAAGUCCUAAAGACAAAUGAAUUCGGGCAACCGAAUGAGGAUUGUCUUGAACAAAAGCAAUUUGCAUCGCAUAUCGGUAUCCUCACCCGUACUCAUAUCCCGAUCAUAUACCAGGACUUUUACCAGGUGCCUUAUGCACACAUUCAAAUGAUCAUAGAGUCAUUGUCACGGGCUUAUGAGUUUGAGGGUCAAAGUUGGGAUGUGAGUCUUACAUACAUAACAAAAUGCCUCAAGGAAACAUGGCGGAAUUAUAAAAAAAAAGGUUGA